Grammomys surdaster is the source of this 1577-nucleotide messenger RNA. It is a transcript of the gene Polr1e, whose product is annotated as RNA polymerase I subunit E. The record is from RefSeq and is a predicted model, not a curated record. The transcript is spliced from 12 exons. Bases 21 to 1325 code for a protein of 434 amino acids. Lineage: Eukaryota; Metazoa; Chordata; Mammalia; Rodentia; Muridae. Gene Ontology annotation, molecular function: DNA binding. Gene Ontology annotation, biological process: RNA polymerase I preinitiation complex assembly; nucleolar large rRNA transcription by RNA polymerase I; transcription elongation by RNA polymerase I. Gene Ontology annotation, cellular component: RNA polymerase I complex.
GCGUGUAAACCAGCGAGCUCAUGGCUACCUUGGAGUCUCCCAGAAUGGAUGGCCAGAUUGAAGACACGGAGACAGAGGAGCUGCAGAGUGCAAGGUGGCUGUAUUGUGGAGAGCCGGACGACAGGCAGAAAGCUGUGCUGGUGCAGUUCUCCAAUGGGAAGCUACAGAAUCCUGGCAACAUGCGCUUCACCUUGUACAACAGCACCGACUUGGUAAACCCCAAGCAGAAGAAUAAUCGCAUCCUGGCAGCUGAAACAGACAGGCUCUCCUAUGUUGGAAACAAUUUUGGGACUGGCGCCCUCAAAUGCAACACUCUUUGCAGGCACUUUGUGGGAAUUCUGAACAAGACCUCUGGCCAGAUGGAAGUCUAUGAUGCUGAGCUGUUCAACAUGCAGCCACUGUUUGCUGAAGAUGCUAUUGAGCAUGAGCCUCCUCUGGAGAAUCAGAACAAGUCUUUCAGGGACAAGUUGGAUUCUUGCAUUGAAGCCUUUGGAAGCACCAAGCAGAAGCGGUCCCUGAACUCCAGGAGAAUGAACAAAGUUGGCGUCGAAUCUCUGAAUCUCACAGUAGCUAAAGCCGCAGAGAGUAUCAUCGAUACAAAGGGUGUGGAUGCUCUGGUCAGUGACGCCAUGCAGGAUGACUUGCAAGACGACUCCCUCUACCUCCCUCCCUGCUACACUGAUGCAACCAAGCCCGAAGACGUGUAUAGAUUUGAAGACAUUCUGUCCCCGGCUGAGUAUGACGCUCUUGAGAGCCCAUCAGAAGCCUUCAGAAAGGUCACGUCCGAAGACAUACUGAAGAUGAUCGAAGAGAGCAGCCACUGCUCCUUCGUCAUAGAAAUGCUGAAGUCUCUGCCAGCGGAUGAGGAGCAACGGAACCGGCAAGCCCGGAGCAUCUGGUUCCUAGACGCCCUCAUCAGAUUCCGAGCUCAGAAAGUGAUAAAGGGGAAAAGUGCCUUAGGACCUGGAAUCCCACACAUCAUCAACACCAAGCUGCUGAAGCAGUUCACCUGCCUGACUUACAACAAUGGCAGUUUACGGAACUUAAUUUCGAGUUCUAUGAAGGCCAAGAUCACUGCGUAUGCAAUCAUACUUGCCCUGCACAUCAGUAACUUCCAGAUCGACCUGACAGUGUUGCAGAGGGACUUGAAGCUGAGUGAGAAAAGGAUGAUUGAGAUAGCGAAAGCCAUGAGGCUGAAGAUCUCCAAAAGAAAGGUGUCCCUGGCAGACGGCAGGGAAGAGGAUCACAGACUGGGUACUCUGUCUGUCCCACUGCCUCCGGCCCAGACCUCAGACCGACAGGCAAAACGGAAGAAAAUUAACUAGAUGUUUUCCACAGCCACUUCUGUUCACUUCCUUUUUUUUUAAGAAAGUGGACUGGACCUUGUGGUACAUACCUAUAACCCAAGUACACAGGAGACUGAGGCAGGAGGAUUGUGAAUUCUGAGCCUGUCUGGGAUUCCACCAUGCUCUACCACACCCCCGAGGCCUAACUUUAGCACGGUUAUCAUGCCAGAAGCCAGGAUUCCUGUUAUGCAUCAUCUCUUAUGCAGAAAUUAAAGUGAUGGCCCAGGUUGA